GAAAGACUACGUGGAAGAUAUCAUCAAGCAGCAGCUCAAGAAGUCAGCGAAUUCGAACAACUCAAACAACUCGCCCACGAUGAGCAAUUUGAACAAAUCCUGGUCUAGCAAUUACUUUUCAACAACGAUCGGCGGAGCUGGUGCGCAAACCCAAACGCUGAACGCCAGUAAAAGUCAGGGCAGAGCAGGACGAGGGGCGGCUGCACAAGUCCAGAAUAAGCAAAUGGGCGGCCUUCAACAGCAAUUACAUGGCCCUGGCGGAAUGCUGAAGUCCAAAUUUGCGACCGUGGCACAAAAAACCGCCACUGUAAAUGCGACCGCGCAGAAAUUUGUGCAGGCUGGUACGGGCGGAGGAGCCUCCGGCGCAGCAGUAGCGGGCACAACUGUCGUGGUUCAACAGCCGCUGCCACGACGAAAAAAAUUGAACUUCGACACAAGCGCACUAGACGGUAGCAGCGCGGUAAGUGGGGCCAGCGGAGGACCACACACAAUAAGAGGAGGGUUUGUUCAACAAACUUACAGCAGUAAAGCUUCGCGAAAAUCCAUGAAAAACGCCGGUGGUGCACCAAACACAUCCUCACAAGCGAGCCCGCAAGGUGGCUCUUCUUCUAGCACAAAGCCCCUC
Messenger RNA from Amoebophrya sp. A120, 625 nucleotides. The record is from the annotation of a GenBank genome assembly. NCBI's taxonomy places the organism in Eukaryota, Dinophyceae, Syndiniales, Amoebophryaceae.